AUGUUUGAUCGAACGGCAUCAUCACGUGAUGCUAAGCGAAAAAGAGCGGCAUCGGAAGAAAACGACUUCAACUCGCUCCUCAACGACUUUCACCACCUCCAUUCAACUACGACCUACCAUCCUCCCCUUUCAUCAGAACCGUCGCUCAAGAUGGCGCUGACACCCGGCACCAUCGCCACCUCGUCCAAACGAGCCCUCACUUCCACCUUGCGAACACUCUCGCUCACCAAUACAGUCCGAUUCGCAUCCACUUCCACCUCCUCUUCCUCCUCCUCCUCGUCAUACCAACAAUCCCGCAUCCCUCGUCUACCGCCCAUCGCACCCCUUCCAGCACGCACCAAACCCACCUCUCCGUCAUACUACACCGGACGUCCCGCGUACAUUGACACGCUCCUGGAACUCGAGGAACUCACACGUCAGACCAAACGCCUGCUCGAACAGUCACACCUGCUACCACCCAACUCGUCCGCACCUACGCUCACCAGUGCACGUCAAAACCUGUGGGCGUCGAUCGGAGACCUCCAGACCAUCCUGGGUACGAACCUCAAAGCUGCACAGUAUCGACAGAUCGUUUCCCGCCUCAGUUUGCUCGCGCGCUAUGCGACACUGGUGAAGCAGUUCGAGUCGAACCCGGCGCUAGCCGGCGGAAGCGAAAUGGUGGACAAAUUCCACACGACCUUGGAACGCUUCAUGAAUGAGAAUGCCAAGAGCCAAAAUCUGUUGGCUGAAAAGGAUUCGGACAGAGCACUGUGGUUGGCUAGCGAGAAGAAGAUCGAUGGCAAAGGAAGAGCCUACUCCAUGGGUCGGAGGAAAGAGUCUUCCGCGCAAGUAUGGAUCGUCCGUACCAAGUCAUCUGUCGGUUCGAUCCUGAUCAACAACCAACCCAUCCAAGAGUACUUCACCCGAACCGCCGAGCGCGAAGCCAUCACCUGGCCGCUCAAACUCUCCUCGACCCUCGGAGCGUACAACGUCUUCGCACUCUGCCGCGGCGGUGGCAAGUCCGGUCAAGCAGGUGCCGUCGCCCACGCUCUCGCCAACGCCAUCGUCGCAGAAACCGGCUCCAGCCUCGGCAUGGAACACGGUCUGCCCGUCAAAAAGUACGUCAGGGACGUGCUCGCAAAGGACGGAGUGCUCAAGAGAGAUCCCAGGAUGGUCGAGAGGAAAAAGACCGGCAUGCUCAAGGCUAGAAAGGCCUUCACCUGGGUCAAGCGUUAA
Pseudozyma hubeiensis SY62 is the source of this 1215-nucleotide messenger RNA. RefSeq names its product likely mitochondrial ribosomal protein. NCBI's taxonomy places the organism in Eukaryota, Fungi, Basidiomycota, Ustilaginomycetes, Ustilaginales, Ustilaginaceae. The coding region runs from base 1 to 1215 and encodes 404 amino acids. Gene Ontology annotation, cellular component: mitochondrial small ribosomal subunit; ribosome. The transcript has a single exon. Gene Ontology annotation, molecular function: RNA binding; structural constituent of ribosome. The record is from RefSeq and is a predicted model, not a curated record. Gene Ontology annotation, biological process: translation.